ACUGCCCUUACCAUAGCCAUAUUUCUAAAUAAUUUAUGUCUCACAAAAAGAACACCUCAUUAGCUCUUAAACCCACCUUUAUAAGUAGCAAGAAUAACCUCACCUGACAAUCCUGGCAUAGCUACUGGUACUAGCUAGCUGAUACUUAGUUGUGUAAUUGUGUUCUUUUGAAUUACACAAAAAGAGAGACUAAAACGAAAUGGAAGACCAAUGUAGCCCUCUUGCCAUGCCUUUCUUCUUCUUUGAAGAGGAGGCAAUUGAGGAGUUGAAGCAGGGUUUGUUAUACACAACCUUGGAGUUAGAGAAGACAAUCAUUUGUGCCAAUGAUGAGAUUUCUAAGAAGGAUCAAGAGAUCUUAGACCUCAAGAACCUUUUGGCGGGAAUUGUCAAGGAAAGAGAUGAAUUCAAAGAGAAAUGCGGGAAGAUAGAAUCAGAAAAUUACCUCCUCCAGGAAAAGCUGAACAGGCAUUUUCCCAAACACCUGAUCGGCAUUGCAGAGGCCGCCACAGGGCAAUCCACUGUUACUACAACGACGAGCACUAAUGAAGAUCAGCGAACGCCAUCGUCCUCCGAUUCUCACGGGAACAACGCCGUCGCUUUCGUUCCGCCGCCGGCGUCCGUUGACGCCACCGAUAAGAUAUUGCCGAAGCUGCCGCUCCCGGAAAAGGGGAAAUUCUUGAAGGCUGUAAUGGAAGCGGGGCCGUUACUCCAGACGCUUCUUGUGGCCGGGCCUCUGCCUGAGUGGCAACGCCCGCCGCCGUAUCAGCUCAAGUCAAUUGACAUCCCGCCGUUCACAUUGUCUCCCACCGCCACGCAGAGACGGCUGCUCCACCGGGAAUCUGCCCUCAGCGGUGGCGGUGGCAAGAAGAGGGCGGCUGCAGAUGCUGGUUGUGGCUCCUCAUCAUCAUCUCCCUCAAAGUCCCGAAGAGUGUCAUCAUCCACCGCCAUUAUCUCUACUACUUAGUGCUCGGCCAUGACGUUUAUUUCCC
This is a messenger RNA of Cuscuta epithymum, 989 nucleotides long. The record is from the annotation of a GenBank genome assembly. NCBI's taxonomy places the organism in Eukaryota, Viridiplantae, Streptophyta, Magnoliopsida, Solanales, Convolvulaceae.